Anolis carolinensis (green anole) is the source of this 5676-nucleotide messenger RNA. RefSeq names its product forkhead box F1 (gene foxf1). The transcript is spliced from 2 exons. The record is from RefSeq and is a predicted model, not a curated record. Lineage: Eukaryota; Metazoa; Chordata; Lepidosauria; Squamata; Anolidae. The coding region runs from base 2652 to 3860 and encodes 402 amino acids. Gene Ontology annotation, cellular component: nucleus. Gene Ontology annotation, biological process: animal organ morphogenesis; regulation of transcription by RNA polymerase II. Gene Ontology annotation, molecular function: RNA polymerase II cis-regulatory region sequence-specific DNA binding; DNA-binding transcription factor activity, RNA polymerase II-specific.
CAGAAGGCUGAGGCUCGGCCAGAAGACGGGAGAAGGAAGCCAAGGCUGGGCCAAGGCUGCCCCCCCUCCCUCGGAAGCCUGAGAAACGGGGGAGGGGUCCACGAGGAGGAGGAGGAGGAGGAGACAAAGCAAGAAGAGGAAGAGGAGGCAGAGCCAGGCGGGCGGGUGGGCAGCCAGGACUCUCCGCUUCUGCCUCUCCAAAGGUUGGGAUCCUUUCUUGGGAAGAUCCUUCCUUCUUCCUCUCUGAUUGCCUUCUUCUCCUGCGGGAAUACAGACCCCGGACUCCCCAGUAAGCGGGACCUUCCUUGGACUGUUUUUGCUUCGCCUCCUUUGGUUCUCCUCCUCCCCGAACGCCCCGCCGAUCCGGAGGAAUUUCGGGCCUUUCCCAUUGCGAGCGGAACUGUUUUGUUUUCGUUUUGGCGACGAAAGGAGAGAAGAGAGAAGGAAGAGGAAGGGUUGGGGAGGUGAGUGUCCCUUUCUCGUCCCUUUCUCCAACCCUCCCUUGAUCACCCCCCCCCCCCUCCAAGCCCAGCCUAGAAAGCAAGGCGGAGGGUGUACGUUUUGGAGAGGCUUCCAAGCCCAACUCAAUUUGGGGAGUGGAGGAAGAGAAAGACCGAAGGAGAAUUGUAUAUAUUUUAGGAAGGGAGAGCCUUUAUCCCGGCUUCCAGCGCCCAACACAACUUGAAUGGUGUCGGAAGAGAGAGACUUAGGGAGCAAGCGAGUAUUUUUUGGAGAGCCAAUUGUGCCCUUCUUGCCUUGGCUUCCAACCCCGACCCAACUUUGUGAGAGAGUCAGAAGAGGAAGAGAAAGAGAGGAGAGGGCGGAGGAAGAGAAAGACUGAGCCAAGCCAAGUGAGUAGUUUUUGGAGAGGAAAGUCUACCCUUAUCUUGGCUUACGAACCCAACACAACUUGGAGAGAGUAAGAAGAGGGAGAGAAAGACAGGGAAGAAAAGUGUGUAUUUUUUUUUGGAGAGGAAAGUCUACCCUUAUCUUGGCUUCCAAUCCCAACCCAACUUGGAAAGAGUAAGAAGAGAAAGGGAGGAAAAGUGUGUAUUUUUUUGGAGAGGAAAGUGUGCCCUUAUCUUAGCUUCCAAUCCCAACCCAACACGAGUAGUGGAGGAAAAGAGAAAUCUAGAGAAGACAAGUGUGUAUUUUUUUUUUUUGGAGAGGCAAUUUUACCCUUAUCUUGACUUCCAAUCCCAACUCAACUUGAGUCGUGGAAGAAGAGGAAGAGAGAGACUUGGCGAAGCGAAGUGUGUAUUUUUUUUGGAGAGGCAAGUGUGCCCUUACCCUGGCUUCCAAUCCCAACCCAACGUGACUAGUGGAGGGAGAAAAAGAAGCAUUUUUGGGGAGUGUAAGGAGAGGAAGAGUUGGCGAAGCGAAGUGUGUAUUUUUUUUGAGAGGUGACCCUACCCUUAUCUGGACUUCCCAACCCAACUUGAGUAGUGGAGGAAGAGACUUGGGGAUAUAGAUAUAUUUUUGGAGAGGCGACCGUACCCUUUUCUCGACUUCCAAUCCCAACACAGCUUGGAUGGUGUAGGAAAGACUAAGAGGAAGAGACUUGGGGAACUAUAUAUAUAUUUGGAGAGGCGACCGUACCCUUAUCUGGACUUCUAAUCCCAACUCAAUUUGGAGAGUGUAACGAGAGGAAGAGGGAGAUUUUGGGAAGCGAAUUGUUCUUUUUUUUUUUUUGGAGAGGCAACCCUACUCUUAUCCUGGCUUCCAACCUCAACUUAAUUUGGAGAGUGUAACCAGAGGAAGAGAGAGACUUUGGGAAGCGAACUGUGUAUUUUUUUGGAGGCGACCCUACCCUUAUCUGGACUUCCCAUCCCAACACAACUUGGAUGGUGUAGGAAGAGACUUGGGGAAAUAUAUUUAUUUUUGGAGAGGCAACACAACUUGGAUGGUGUAGGAGGAGGAAGAGGGAGACCUAGGGAAGCCAAUUGUGCAUUUUUUUGGAGAGGCAAUCUUACUCUUACCCUGGCUUCCAACCUCACCUUAAUUUGGAAAGUAUAACGAGAGGAAGAGAGAGACUUUGGGAAGCGAAUUGUGCAUUUUUGGAGAGGCAACCCUAGCCUUAUCUGGACUUCAAUUCCCAACACAACUUGGAUGGUGUAGGAAAGACUAAGAGGAAGAAAGACUUAAGAGAAAGAGACUUGGGGAACUAUAUAUAUUUUUGGAGAGGCGACCCUACCCUUACCUAGACUUCCAAUCCCAACCCAACUUGGAUGGUGUAGGAAGAGGAAGAGACUUGUGAGACUAUAUAUAUUUUUGGAGAGGCAACCCUAGCCUUAUCUGGACUUUUCAUCCCAACACAACUUGGAUGGUGUAGGAAAGACUGAGAGGAAGAAAGACCAAGAGAAAGAGACUUGGGGAACUCUAUUUUUGGAGACGCAACUCUACCCUUAUCUUGACUUCCAAUCCCACCUCAAUUUGGAGAGUGUAAGGAGAGGAAGAGAGAGACUUUGGGAAGCGAAUUGUGCAUUUUUUGGAGAGGCAGCCUUAGCCUUAUCUGGACUUUUCAUCCCAACCCAACUUGGAUGGUGUAGGAAAGACUCAGAGGAAGGGACUUGGGGAACUCUAUAUAUUUUUGGAGAGGCGACUUCCAGCCGCAACCCAACUUGGAUGGUGGAGGGUCAGGCCGGGCGUCGAUGACCGCGGGUCCUCCCGGGUCGGCGUCUUCUUCUUCUUCUUCUUCUUCUUCUUCUUCUUCUUCUUCUUCUUCUCCUCCUCCUCCUCCUCCUCCUCUCCCGAUGUCGGAGAAGCCCCCCAUGGACGCGGCGCCCCCCUCGGCGCCCCCCAACCCGCCCUCGGCGCCGGCGAAGGGCAAGAAGAGCUCGGCGGGGGUGCGCCGCCCGGAGAAGCCUCCCUACUCGUACAUCGCGCUGAUCGUGAUGGCCAUCCAGAGCUCUCCGGCCAAGCGGCUGACCCUGAGCGAGAUCUACCAGUUCCUGCAGGCGCGCUUCCCCUUCUUCCGCGGCGCCUACCAGGGCUGGAAGAACUCCGUCCGGCACAACCUGUCGCUCAACGAGUGCUUCAUCAAGCUGCCCAAGGGGCUGGGCCGCCCGGGCAAGGGCCACUACUGGACCAUCGACCCGGCCUCCGAGUUCAUGUUCGAGGAGGGCUCCUUCCGACGCCGCCCGCGGGGCUUCCGCAGGAAGUGCCAGGCCCUGAAGCCCGUCUACGGCAUGAUGAACCUCAACUUCAACCACCUGCCCGACGCCUACGCCUUCCAGGGCCCGCCCUGCGCGCCCAACGCCCUGGCCGGCCUCGACGGCAUGAUGGGCGUGGACGGCAUGGGCCUGGCCGGCAGCCCCCACCACCCCUACAUGGCCGGAGGGGGCGCCGGGGCGGGAGGGGGCGGCCCCGCGGAGGACUACGCCGCCCACCACCACCACCACCACAACGGCGCCCUCGCCGCCAACGGGAGCGCCAACGGGGGCGGCACCCUGGAGCCCCCCCACUCGGUCUACGCCUCCGUGCCCCCCUCGGCCUGGGGACCCUCCGCCGGGACCGGGCUCAACGGCAGCCCCGCCCCCUCCCCCUACCUCAAGCAGCCCUCGCUCUCGCCCUGCAGCGCCGGGGGAGGGGGAGGGGGAGGGGCGGGGGCGGGGAACCCCUUGGCCACCGGCCUCCCCGCCCACCCCCUGGACCAGACCUACCUCCACCACAACAGCCACAACCCCGCCGCAGAGAUACAAGGCAUCCGGUACCAUUCUCAAUCGCCCAGCAUGUGCGACCGGAAGGAGUUUGUCUUCUCCAUCAACGCCAUGGCCUCCUCUUCCAUGCAUUCCGGAGGCACCGGCUCCUACUACCACCAGCAAGUGACUUAUCAAGACAUCAAGCCUUGUGUGAUGUGACGGCAGGGUUGGGAGCAGCCGAGUCUCCAGUGACCAAAGAGAAGACCAUGCAAGACCAGGGGACUUCUUGCAACCUUCUUGGAAGGACCUCCAAAGAGGAGAGAGAUGAGGUAUAUACAUAUUUGAGGUGUCUAUGGAAAGGCGCUCCACGGAGUCAUGCUGGCCACAUGACCUUGGAGGUGUCUACGGACAACGUGAAACGGAGAUGAGCACCAACCUUGAGAGUCGGACUCAACUAGACUUGAUGUUGGGGGAAACCUUCACCUACCUUAAAUGAAACGUGGACAAAGACACCAGAGGACCAAGGAUGGAUGGCCAAAGUUCUCCUCCAUUCAUGGACCUCUGUUUCCAUCCAGAAUUGAGAUCUGGUGAUGCUUCCAAGAACUACUUCAGGGUGUGAUGUCUCCUUACUUUCCAGAGGCAUCCGGCCCAAUGUGUAUUUUCUUUUUGCAGUCUUAAACACUCCUGGAACAAACCCACACAAGGGAUUUUAGAAAGAUUUGCUGAAGGACGUAGGAACAAACAAGUCAGCUUGGGCUUCAAGAAAUGUCCUUUCUGUAAGAUAUUGGUUUCGGGGAGUAUCUUCUCAUGUUUGGGAGUGAACAAAAACUAUAUUUAACCUCUGUUUCAGGGCAAUGAAGGAAUUUCUCCCAAUAUUUUGCUCCUCAAAUUGAGAUUGGGUUGAAAAGUGGAACAAAACACACCAAGGACAAUAUAUUGAGUAGCAAAGUCCUUCCAUGAAGUUUCUCCAGGUUUCUCAUAGGACGUGGGACCAAUAUAUUGAGUUGUCCUUCCAUGAAGUUUCUCCAGGUUUCUCAUAGGACGUGGGACCAAUAUAUUGAGUUGUCCUUCCAUGAAGUUUCUCCAGGUUUCUCAUAGGACGUGAGACCAAUAUAUUGAGUAGCAAAGUCCUUCCAUGAAGUUUCUCCAGGUUUCUCAUAGGAUGUGAGACCAAUAUAUUGAGUUGUCCUUCCAUGAAGUUUCUCCAGGUUUCUCAUAGGAUGUGAGACCAAUAUAUUGAGUUGUCCUUCCAUGAAGUUUCUCCAGGUUUCUCAUAGGACGUGAGACCAAUAUAUUGAGUUGUCCUUCCAUGAAGUUUCUCCAGGUUUCUCCUAGGAUGUGGGACCAAUAUAUUGAGUAGCAAAGUCCUUCCAUGAAGUUUCUCCAAGUUUCUCAUAGGACAUGAGACCAAUAUAUUGAGUAGCAACGUCCUUCCAUGAAGUUUCUCCAGGUUUCCCUUUGGACUCCAAAUAGCAAGUCCCAAAAUGACAAAGAGAAGCACUUUGAGAAAGAAAGGUGACACCAAAAGACUGACAAGGCUCACGCUUUUAUUUAUUCGAACCUUCUUAAUAAAACCCAACAGCAGCCUUGGUCAAAGAAAUCAGUAUUAACAUGAUGGACAUGUGUCGUCAAUGGACAGACAGAGAGAGCUUUGUGGAGCAACCAUCCCGGCGGCAAGGCAAAGUUUCCCCUAUGUUUAUAUAUAUAUAAUGAUGAUACAUAUAAAUAUAUAAAUAUUAUAAAUAUAAUAAUAAAUGAAGGAUGUUUCUGUCUCUUCCCCGGCUUCUCUUCCCCGCUCCCGCUUCCAAAAUUCCCUUCUGCACUGUGUAAUAAUUAGUAAUUAAUUACAAAGCGUAAUGACAGCCAAAGGGGUCAAAGUUCCCUAUUUGUUGUGUACAUUUGUCCUCUUUCUUUUUUUUGGAUUUUGUUUUGUUUUUACGGGGGAAAAAAACGGAAUGCAAUUUUUUACAAAAAUGUACACGGCCUUCACAAAUUGUAUAAACUGUCAAUAAAACCAGUGUGUGUUGCAUAGUCA